Molecule: messenger RNA, 2993 nt
Organism: Cladocopium goreaui
Lineage: Eukaryota; Dinophyceae; Suessiales; Symbiodiniaceae
Source: the annotation of a GenBank genome assembly
AGACAGCGCUGCCGCAGCCUUGUUAGAAUUUUCCCGGGCUGCCAAGGAGCCAUAGUCAGAUGGCUGGGGAUGACCUAUUGCAAGCCUUGCUGGUGGCCAACGAUCGUAGCCUACCACUGAUCCUGGAUGAAGACCUUUUGGAGCAGUGGCGGCGUUCACCUCAACGCCUCAGCUGGAUCUUGUCGCAGCUGGCGAAAGCGCAGCGGAUUUCCAGAUGUCAACAGCUGCUUCAGCUGGUGCGGCGUCACCUGGAGGUGAACAGCGUACACUUCAACUGCGUUCUCAGCGCCUGCGCGAGGAACGGGGACUGGCCCUCCGCCUUCGCCUUGCUGUCGCAGAUGGAUCAGCUGGAGGUGGCCAGCGACAUGAUCUCCUUCAGCCUGAGCGUCCAAGCCUGCGACAGCUGGGCCUUAGCACUGCUGCUGCUGCGCUGGGCCGAAGGGCGGCAGAUGCAGCUGGACACCAUCGCCAUGAACACCCUGCUGGGCCGCUGCGCCAAAGAUGGCCGUUGGGAUGCCGCCCUGGAGCUGGUGCAACGGAUGAGGCAACGCGAGGUGUGCCAAGAUACCAUCACCUACAACAUUUGCAUAAGUGCGUGUGGGAAGGCCAGUCGUUGGAUCGAAGCCGUACAGUUGCUCCAGGAGGACAUGCGAGGCCAGUCUCUGGCAGCGGACGGCAUCUCGUACAAUGCCGCCAUCAGCGCGUGUGCUGAUGGCCAGAAUUGGUUCCAGAUUCUCAAGCUCCUGGAGGAGAUGCGCCAAAGCUCCGUGCAGAAGGAUGGCAUUACCUAUGCCGCAGCCAUCUCUGGCAUGGAUCACUGGCAACUGGCAUUGGCUUUGUUUGAGCAAAUGCAGCGCGAGUCCAUCCAGAGAGAUCAUGUGUCAUACAACGCGGCCAUAGCUGCCUGCGGUUGGCGCGAGGCGGUGGCAUUACUCAGUGAACAUCACAAGCCCGAUGCCGCCAGCUUUGGCGCCUGCAUCAGUGCCUGUGAGAAGAGUGGCGAAUGGCAAGCCGCCAUCUUUUUGUUGGCUUGCAUGUCAGCAGCGCUGGUGCCAAUGACAGCUGUGACCGUGGCAGCGGCAAUCAGUGCCUGUGAAAAGUGUGUCCAAUGGACCAUGGCGCUACAGAUUUUCGCUGAGGCAGCGACGACGAUGCAGCUGGAUGUCGUGUCAUACAAUGCUGCCAUCGCGGCCUGCGAGAAAGGCAGCUGCUGGGAAGCUGCUUUGACUUUCAUGAGGAGGCUUCCUACAGCAUCUUUUCAAGCUACGGCUGUCACAUUCAGCUCCGUGAUCAGUUCCUGCGCCAAAUCCAGCCGCUGGCGUGAAGUGAUGGAGCUCCUUGGGAAGGCACCAAUCUGGGAACCUGUAUCUUGUGGUGCAGCCAUGCGCUCGUGUGUCCAUGAUUGGGCCAAAGUGUUGCAGCUGUAUCACGAGAUGACCUUUGCGCUGGUGUACAAGGAUGCAGACAUCUACUCCACUGCUACAACUGCCUGCGCCCGUGCGGGGCAAGUUGGGCAGAUGCAUGCGCUGCUGGCGGAAUUGGAGAGUGUGGCCUUGAACGAGUUGAAAAGGGUGUUCCGGAACCGCAGCUUGCCCCUGAAGAUGUUCUUUGAUUUCCUCCAAAAAACCGAUGCUUAUGUAGCCGCCAUGUCGCAUGGCCGUGCAGCGCCCGGGCGCUGCCCGCACUGCCCGGCCGCCUGCGCGGGGCGGCGCCGACCUGCGCCUGGCAUCGCAAGUUGGCCCGAAGCCUUGGCGUUCCUAACCUCCCCGGGCGCCUUGCCGUUGGACGUUUACGCCUUGGGCGCCAUCGUUCGUGCCUGCGAGCAGCAAGGGCAAUGGCUGGCGGCUUUGGGAGCCAUCGAGGUGGCGCGGCAAUGGUCCGUUCAGGCAAAUGUUGUGGUCUGCAACACUGCGAUCAGUGCCUGUGCCAAAGGGCAGCAAUGGCAAUGGGCCUUGGAGCUACUGCAGGGCAUGACGCUUCAAGGAGUGCAGGCCGAUGUCAUCAGCUACAGCAGCCUGGUCAGCGGCUACGCACAAGCACGGCACUGGGCGGAUGCACUCGAGGUGGGGUCUCGUCGCAUGGCUGAAGAGCCAUCCUUACCAUCACCUAAUGGCAUGACCUUUAGUGCUGCCAUCAGCGCGUGUUGUGAAGAGCAAACCUGGCCGUGGGCGUUAGGAUUGUUGGAGGACAUGCAGAUUCGGGGAAGCUCGGUGGUAGUCCAAACAGCCAUCCUAAGCGCCUUGAGCUUCGGUGGCCACUGGGAAAUUUCCCUACAACUUGCAGCAACCCUCAGCCGCCAGCAGCCCUUGACCCUUACAACGACCAACGUCCUGGCCACUGCGCUGCAACGCUGUGCCCAGUGGUCCUUGGUCUUAGUCUUGCUCCAGCAGAUGGAGCAGGGCCAAGGUUUGGCCCAAAACUGCACAGCUGAUGGCAUCACCUAUGCUGCAGCCAUCGCGGCCUGUGGUGCCGGUGGACGCUGGCAGGAUGCCUUGGAGCUGUGGAUCAAAGGUCCACAGAACGCCAUCCUGCUGAAUGUGGCCAUCAGUGCUUGCGGGGACAACCUGCACUGGCGUGGGGCCUUGCAGCUGUUGUCCAAUGAGCUUUCUGACACCGUCUCCUACAAUUCGGCCAUCACAGCUUGCGGCAAUGCAGGGCGCUGGCAACAUGCACUGGCGCUGUUUGAUGAGAUGCCACGAAAGGUUUCAGUCGACCUGGUGACCUACAACGCCCUCAUCUCAGCCAUGUCCCCGGCGCGGCAGUGGCUGCGCGCGCUAGCGCUGCUGGCGCUCGCAGCAUCCGCGACGGCGCCGGCGCUGCGGCCCAACGCGGUGACGUACAACGCAGCGGUGGCGGCGAUGGAGCCGUGGAGGCAUGGCCUUGCAGUUGUGGGUGGCGCCCUGGUUGCCUCCGUACAAGUGGAUGAGAUUGGAAUGGCCGCGGCCAUUAGCGUUUGUGAACGAGGCCAUGUGUGGCAGCAGCCCCUCGGCUGA